CAAAUUUGAAACCCAUAAACCUGUCUAUUUUUUUCUUCCCACAAAGGCAAUAAACAUUACAAGUCUGUCGGAUUUCUUCAUCAACACCUUCCUUUGGUCCUUCGUUACCGCCGUUGAGUCCGUCGCUAUCCUCUCCAUGCUCUGUUUCUUCUUUCUCUUCUGUGGCUGCACAAUUUAAAUUUUGAACUCUAUUGUAACAAAGGCCUUUUUCCAAUUUAGUAUUAGAUCUAGAAUUUUUCCUUCUCGAAUGGAAAAGGGCGGAGGUUUCAGUCGAUUAGAUCUUGAAACCAAUGAGGGAAAGAGGUGGCGGCGGUAGCGGGGAAGAUUGGGAGAAAUGGUGAAAUUGGUGGCUAUUUGGUUGUUGAGGCGGAGCCGAUUUGGUGAAAUAUUGACUCGAUGUAAUAAUCUUUUAGUAUUAGGGAUGUUACGGUUAUUUUGAUUGUUUUUUAUUUGACUUUUUAAAACUGGAUUAUUUUUAUGAGACAAGAUUAUUUAUCAAAUUGGAUCAUUUUUUGGGACGAAGGGAGUAUUCUAUAUCGUUCCUUCCUGCCUUCCUGGGGAUAAAUAAUUCUCAUGUCGAAAAGAGAAAAAAUCGAAGCUGCAAAAAUGGAGCCAACGAUAUGGAGCAAGAUUCCGGAAGAACUCUUGAUCGAAAUCCUGAUUAGGGUUCCGAUCAAAUUUCUGGUGAGGCUCACCCAACUUUCCAAAUCCUGGUACGCUCUCAUCACCAGCCACGGUUUCAUCUUCACUCACGUUUCCAAACUUCAAGCUGACGGCUCCGAUCGAUCCAGCCGGUGGCUCCUCCGGUUCGGUGCUAAAUGUGUUGGAACUUACCUCUUGUGCUCAGACGAUUACUUCGACCUUAAAAGUUCAGAUAUGUUGCAUCCUUACCCAACCUUUGAUGGGUAUUACAGUGCUGAUGCCGAGGACGAUUUCCCUGCGAAAAUUGAGGUUCCGCUCACGCGCCCUCAUCACGAUUACCGCAUUGUUGGCAGCUGUAAUGGGUUGCACUGUUUUAGUAAUAAUCAGUUCGGGGAGAGUGCUAAACCCAUUGUCGUUUGGAACCCUUCAAUUGAAAAGUCUGUGGAGUUACCGUUGCCCAGUAUUCAUCCCGAUUCAGACCGAUCCUUGGUUGGUUUUGGGUGUGAUUUGCUGGGAUUGGAUUAUAAAGUGGUCAGAAUUGUGAUCCCAGAAGAGGGCAAUGUGGCUCCUGCGCAAACAGAGGUGUAUUCCCUCGUUUCCAAAGGUUGGAAGGUUGUGGCCUCUGUUCCUAAUUGUCAAGUGAUUAAGACUUACUCACCGGUGCUCGUGAAUGGGGUUUUGCAUUGGCUUACUCAUGAGGAAGACCGUGGGAGUAUGUUUUUGGGGUUCAAUUUGAAGUAUGAAACUUUUAGUGAGAUAUCUCUACCAGAAGAUUUAGCUGGCCAACCUACUGAAUCUCUGCGGCCUUUCGUUAAAGGGGAUCGACUUGCUGUGAUGAAGUACGAUAAAGUUCAGGAGUUUGGUAGCAUUUGGGUGAUGAAAGAAUAUGGAAAUGUGUAUUCUUGGGAAAUGUUGCAUGAAUUUGGGAUGGCAGAGGGGAUUGAUGGAGUGAUUGGGUUUGCAAAGAAUGGUCAUUGCCUGGCGACAAUGGGUAAUGGGCUGGCUUCAUUUGAUCCUCAGAAUAGUAGAAAAGUUAAGAUUUACAGGAUUGGCGGCACCGAAAACUCACUCCAAGCAGUACAUUUCGUGGAAAGCCUAGUCUUACUUGAAGGACGAUGCAGAUUUUAAUUAGUUUGUCUCUUUUGUCAUUUUGUAAUCGGGUUGCUACGCUUUAAUAAUCUUUUCCUCAGGGCUCUGGUUCUUAGUUUAAUCCAUGCAACUUGAAAUUCUCCUUCUGACCACACGUGCAAUGGUCAAAAUGGAAAUCUGGUGACAAUUUUGUCUAUAUAUAUAUAUAUAAUUUGAUUUGCUUAUCUGGUGUGAUUUUUCCUCACCUUCAAUUAUCAAAAUUCUGAUUAACUAUUCCUC
Messenger RNA from Oldenlandia corymbosa var. corymbosa, 2010 nucleotides. Lineage: Eukaryota; Viridiplantae; Streptophyta; Magnoliopsida; Gentianales; Rubiaceae. The record is from the annotation of a GenBank genome assembly.